CCCAGGAUCCGUGACACCCAACCUGCAGGCCUUGUAAAGAGAGACUUUUUCUGGGCAAAGGGGUAUCUUUUCUUCCAGUUUCUUAUGGGACAAAACAAAUCCUAUGGAAGAAUGUUUGGAAGAAAUGAAUAAAGGGGUUGAUCCAUAUGGAUUUGAAAGGCCAGAAGACUUUGAUUAUAUGUCAUAUGAAGAAUUCUUUUCCAGAUAUAUGGUGGUACUCACUAGAAGAGCAAUAAAAUGGUCAAAGCUUCUUAAGCGGAAUAAUGGUGUACAGAAAAGUGUAAAAGUGAAGAGAUAUAUCAGGAAAGGCAUUCCCAAUGAGCAUCGUGCACUGAUCUGGAUGAUUGUAAGUGGAGCCCAGGCCAACAUGGAACAAAACGCUGGAUACUAUAAUAAACUACUUGAGGGAGAGAAAAAUGACAUGCUGGUGGAAGCAAUCAAGACAGACAUGAACAGAACAUUUCCAGAUAAUGUACAAUUCCGCAAAACUGCUGAUCCCUGUUUACAGCAGACACUCUACAAUGUAUUAGUAGCAUAUGGGCACCAUAAUAAAACAGUGGGAUACUGCCAGGGCAUGAAUUUCCUAGCUGGAUACCUGAUUCUUAUUACAAAGAAUGAAGAGGAAUCAUUUUGGUUAUUAGAUGCUCUGAUUGGACGAAUAUUGCCUGAUUAUUAUAGUCCAGCCAUGAUGGGGUUGAAGACUGAUCAGGAGGUCCUUGGAGAACUUGUGAGAAUGAAAGUUCCAGCAGUGGCAGAGUUAAUGGAUAGACAUGGUGUCAUGUGGACAUUGGUAGUGUCACGCUGGUUUAUAUGCUUAUUUAUUGACAUUCUUCCAGUAGAGACUGUUCUCCGAAUUUGGGACUGUUUAUUCUACGAGGGAUCAAAAAUUAUCUUUCGUGUGGCCUUAACAUUAAUUAAGCAACAUCAAGCUUUUAUUUUGGAAGCCACAAAUUUCCCUGACAUUUGUGAUAAGUUUAAGCAGAUCACCAGAGGGACAUUUGUAACAGAGUGUCACACCUUUAUGCAGAAAAUAUUUACAGAACCUGGAAGCUUGUCGAUGGCAACAAUUAACAAACUUCGAGAGACAUGUAGAGCAAAGCUGGUUGCUCAGGGAUCAACCAAUAAUAUUUAAACAGAUGGUCAGUUACUACAGAAAUUGACACAUUCCUGUAAUUUAAUUGCACUGACGGAAGCAUAAUUUCUAAACUUUCCAUGAGUGUCACUUGGCACUCGACCAAUUUUUCCUGCCUUUCAAGUAAGUGUUGUAAACAUUUUAUAUUCUGUCAGUAAUCUGUGAUUUAGAAUAUUAUCAGAAUCAAAUGUGACCAAUGUGGGAAACUCCUUUAAAAUGUCACUAGCCUUGUUUUUCUUCAGGGUAUUUUGUAAUGUUGGAGUAAAUAGAUGUAUAGAGCAAUAAAUACCAUUCUAUACAUUAAUCAUGAAACCACAGCCAUUUGUACAAAAUAAAUUCUAUUUAUUUGUCAAAAUCUGUUUAAUAUAAUUCACCGUUGUUACCCUGUAACCUGGUAUCUGUCUCUCAGGCUCUGGCAAUAACAGGCCUUUUCAGAAAAUAAACAGCCUCAUUCUCUUAAUCCUCCCUU
This is a messenger RNA of Pelodiscus sinensis (Chinese soft-shelled turtle), 1601 nucleotides long. The record is from RefSeq and is a predicted model, not a curated record. Lineage: Eukaryota; Metazoa; Chordata; Testudines; Trionychidae.